ACACAUUCAUGAGGAGCUGGAGGAGCAGUGCACAGUAUCAACAGUCGUGAGCAGCUUGAUUUCUGAUCAUUCAAAAAGGUGGACACCAGCAUGUUAAACAUGACUAAAUGGUUUAAGUCCUAUAAAACUGUCCCUCCUGCUGCCCCAUUGCCAGAAUUGGAUACACCAUGGAGGCCAGUGGAAUGGAGUGAAGAUAACAAAACUAAGAUGUUGAGAAAACUGAAGGAAUUCCAGCUCAGCACCCCAGACGUUAAUCAGCUCCGGAUUCUGCUUCAUGGCCCAAUUGGAGCAGGGAAGUCCAGCUUCAUCAACUCUGUCAACACCGUCCUACAAGGCCGCAACACAACAGCUGCACUGGCAAAUUCAGCAGCUGAUGUUGAAAGUCACAGCUUCACUGUGAAGUUUAAAUAUCAUAGGCUGAAGAAAGAUGGGCCGGGAUCUUUCUAUCCAUUUGUCUUCACUGACAUCAUGGGUCUGGAACAGUCAAUGGGAGUUUGCACAGAUGAUAUAAAAAACAUCUUAGAUGGUCACAUAAAAAAUGGCUACACAUUCAAUCCUGCAGGUCCAAUUGAGAAAGAUAACCAAUACUACAACAGCAGCCCCAGCCUGAAAGACAGAGUUCACUGUCUGGUGAGUGUUCUACCAGCACACAAAAUCUCCCUCACCUCUGACAAAGUGGUCUCCAAGAUGAAGGAGGUUCGACAAAAGGCACGUGACUUGGGAAUUCCCCAAGUCACCAUCAUGACCAUGGUGGAUGAAGUAUGUCCACUAGUUAAACAUGACCUGGAAAAGAUUUACACCAGCAAGAAAAUCAAAGAGAAGAUGCAGGAGUGCCGUGACGGUUUGGGGGUCCCAAUGAACUGCAUCUACCCUGUGAAGAACUAUAGCGAGGAGAUUACCAAUUACCUGCAUCUGGAUGUCUUGAUUCUGGUGGCUUUGAAAGACAUCAUUAUGUUUGCAAAUGACUAUGUAGAAGAUCAGAUUUAUACAGAAUAAGGUCCUCAAUUGUUUGUUUAUCAAAUGAGGGAGAUAUUAUGCAGUGUGACUAGUUCCAGAAAUGUGCAUAGAUGAAUCUGUCUCGUUAGACAGCUUUUUAAGGUCAUUUUUUACAGGUAUUCAGAUAUGAAACACAGCUAAAUGCUCUGCAGUAUGGCUUUGCUAAUGCUAGUGCUUGGAGGAGACCUGUGCUUAUCAUCACCAUCACUCUGUAGCUUCUUCAACAGAUGUCUCUAUUUGGCUAGUAUCGCUCAUAUACAUAGGCCAAUGUCACGGUUUAAUGUUAAACUGAAGUUUGAAUUAUCCUCUAGGUCAGAGGUCACUAAGAGGCGGAUUCAAGUCCGAGUUCGGACCCAGACGCUGUCCUAUGCGGACAUAGAUCUACAGUCAAUAAACUAUAGAGAAUGAUUUAAUUUCGGCAGGGUUUUACAGUUUUAAUCAGCAUAGCUUUUCUAGCCUUUACAGAGGGCCAAGAGAUUCACAGACCAAUCACAUGC
Molecule: messenger RNA, 1493 nt
Organism: Pygocentrus nattereri (red-bellied piranha)
Lineage: Eukaryota; Metazoa; Chordata; Actinopteri; Characiformes; Serrasalmidae
Gene: ifi44b
Product: interferon induced protein 44b
Exons: 8
Coding region: 91-996 (301 amino acids)
Source: RefSeq, a predicted model, not a curated record